CGCUCGCCAUGGCAGCCGAGCGGCUGUCGGAGGAGAAAAUCGCCGAGUUCAGAGAAGCCUUCUCCCUGUUCGACCGCGACGGCGACGGCCGCAUCUCCACGGCGGAGCUGGGCACCGUCAUGCGCUCGCUGGGCCACAACCCCACCGAGGCGGAGCUCCGCGACACGGCGGCCGAGCUGGACGCCGACGGAGGCUCCAUUGACUUCGCCGAGUUCCUGUCGCUGAUGGCGCGGAGGAGGCGCCCCACGGACGGCGAGGAGGAGCUCCGCGAGGCGUUCCGCGUCUUCGACAAGGACGGCGACGGCUGCGUCAGCGCGGCGGAGCUCCGCCACGUCAUGACCAACCUGGGCGAGAAGCUGACGGAGCACGAGGUGGACGAGAUGAUCCGAGAGGCCGACGGCGACGGCGACGGCCGCGUCAACUACGAGGAGUUCGUCAGGAUGAUGAYGGAGAAGUGACGGCUCCUCCGCGCUCCGUCCUGCAGGUAAAUCCCGGGAUUCCUGGAAAA
Molecule: messenger RNA, 508 nt
Organism: Malurus melanocephalus (red-backed fairy wren)
Lineage: Eukaryota; Metazoa; Chordata; Aves; Passeriformes; Maluridae
Product: calmodulin, striated muscle-like
Exons: 1
Coding region: 9-458 (149 amino acids)
Molecular function (GO): calcium ion binding; enzyme regulator activity
Source: RefSeq, a predicted model, not a curated record